AUGGCACAUGCCCCUCGAUCCAACGCAUUGCCGCACCCAGGCUCCCAGCUCAGCAUUCGAGACAGCUACGCAACCACGACACCAACCUUCAGGAGGCAAGACCAUCAUAUUCCACGCUCCCCAUCCUUCGGCGGCAUAACCUCGAGACGGCAUCCACUAUCGCCCACCCCUAGUCCAGCAACCUACAACACACACAGGAUGGACGGCACAUACGGGUCAAAGACCCAACCCAACAUACCCCCCCUUACCAGCAUCGUCGAGUGUGGUGUCCUUUCAUAUGGCGGCCCUCAAGCAACACCCAUCAAGGUGGAGAUUACCGGAAUCAUCGACAAGGGCUUUUUCCUUGCUGAGGAGCAGUGGACCUGCUACAGGCGCAACUACUUUUCCUGUGUUUGCUCCUUCUCUUUGACCCCCAACCUUCCCACCACGGAGAUCCAAUUUGUUCAGACUGGAUCGCCACAGCCUUAUACAGUCUAUGGCUUUGCCAUGUCUAUCUCUGCAGCUGUAGCCGACAGCGACAACCAAACAAUCGAGCUGGUUCAGCAUACGCCAAAGCGAGACAAGGGGCCGGUUGCCAAGCCCGAGAAGGUCCGGUUGCUACCAAAGCCGGCUCAACAAACCCACCACCCUCUGAGCGGAUUGUACAACAACCCCGACGGAAGUCUCUCUUCAUCCAGAGCAUACGACCACCAGCCAUACGGGCAACAACAAAGCCCUCUCCCAACUGAGCACACCUUCGAGCGUAUACAGUUCAAGCAGGCCACGGCGAACAACGGCAAGAGGAGGGCUGCUCAACAAUACUACCACCUCAUCGUCGAGCUAUGGGCUGAUGUUGGAAGCCAGGGAGGGGCAGACAAUUACAUCAAGGUAGCCUACAGAAAGUCAGCCAAGAUGAUUGUCCGCGGCCGGUCUCCAGGUCAUUAUCAGAAUGAGAGGAGAGGAAGCACUAGCAGCGGGCCAGGGGGUUCCGGCGCCGGUAGCAUUGGCGGCGGUUAUUCUUCAGUCCUCGGGCCUGGCGGCGAUUACCACCCUGGUGGCUCGAUGCUCCCUGGCGGCUUCACGCAAUUUGGUGACCCGAGAGGAGGCUAUGGAGCACGGCAUCACCAUGAGCUUACCAUGGAACCCAUGAUGUCCCAUGACGAAGCCAAGUCGAUGACGGAACACAAGGGAUACCAAUACUUCCCCGCAACGAUCUACGAGAGUGAGCAUGCGGACCCAAGACAUCAACAGGUUGAACUGUUCUCCCACAGUCGCACGGAGGCAGAGAGCAACACUGUUCCCUCAAUGUCCAGCGGCUAUGAUCCGACAAAAGCCAAGCCCGAGGGGGAGAAUGGCCUUCCCAGUAUGUUUUAUCCACCAGUCAGCUCAUACUACUCACAGCAACGCUGCGGAAGAUUUGAGGGCAAAAGCAGCUCUAGUGGGUACUACCCCACCAGCAUUCCGCCAUCUUCGACAAUGAAUAUGACAUAG
Neurospora tetraspora is the source of this 1470-nucleotide messenger RNA. RefSeq lists its product as uncharacterized. The coding region runs from base 1 to 1470 and encodes 489 amino acids. Gene Ontology annotation, molecular function: DNA-binding transcription factor activity; DNA binding. NCBI's taxonomy places the organism in Eukaryota, Fungi, Ascomycota, Sordariomycetes, Sordariales, Sordariaceae. Gene Ontology annotation, biological process: meiotic cell cycle; positive regulation of transcription by RNA polymerase II. The transcript has a single exon. Gene Ontology annotation, cellular component: nuclear chromosome. The record is from RefSeq and is a predicted model, not a curated record.